Molecule: messenger RNA, 2631 nt
Organism: Myxocyprinus asiaticus (Chinese sucker)
Lineage: Eukaryota; Metazoa; Chordata; Actinopteri; Cypriniformes; Catostomidae
Product: cadherin-7-like
Exons: 13
Coding region: 1-2631 (876 amino acids)
Biological process (GO): cell morphogenesis; homophilic cell-cell adhesion; adherens junction organization
Cellular component (GO): plasma membrane; catenin complex; adherens junction
Molecular function (GO): cadherin binding; calcium ion binding
Source: RefSeq, a predicted model, not a curated record
AUGAGCUGCUGGGGACUGCGUUCUGCUAAUAGCACCCCCGUCCAAUCCCAGAAAGACCCUAAAUGGUCAUUGGACACCCUGCAAAGACAGAAACGCAACUGGGUUUGGAAUCAGUUCUUUGUGCUUGAGGAAUACACAGGCAAUGAUCCGCUUUAUGUCGGAAAGCUCCAUUCAGACAUGGAUAAAGGUGAAGGAAAAGUGAGGUACGUGUUGACUGGAGAGGGAGCAACCUCAAUAUUCACUAUUGAUGAGAACACAGGGGACAUUCACACCACCAAACGUCUAGACAGAGAGGAACAGGGUUAUUACACCCUACGUGCUCAAGCUGUUGACCGCGAAACCAACAUCCCGGUGGAGGAUGAGUCUGAAUUCAUUGUGAAGGUCCAAGACAUUAACGACAAUGAGCCCAAAUUUCUAGAUGGUCCAUACACUGCUGGAGUGCCUGAAAUGUCACCUCUCGGCACCACGGUGGUCCAGGUGACGGCAACAGAUGAAGAUGAUCCCACUUACGGUAACAGUGCCAGAGUCGUGUAUAGCAUCAUACAUGGACAUCCUUACUUCUCUGUGGAGCCCAAAACCGGUGUAAUACGGAUGGCACUGCCCAACAUGGACAGAGAAACACGUGACAAGUAUGUGCUGGUCAUUCAGGCCAAGGAUAUGGUGGGUCAGAUGGGUGGUCUCUCUGGGACCACCUCCGUAACGGUGACACUCACGGACAUCAAUGACAACCCCCCACGCUUCUCUCGCAAGUCGUAUCAGUACUCAGUGCUGGAGUCGCUGCCUGUGGGGUUAGUGGUGGCCAAACUGAAGGCUUCAGAUGCUGAUAUCGGCUCUAACGCAGAGAUGGACUACCGCAUCAUUGAUGUAGAUGCACCAGGUGUCUUCAACAUCACCACAGACGAGGAGACGCAAGAGGGAGUUAUCUUUCUACAGAGGCCACUGGACUAUGAAAGUAAAAGCAGUUUCGCUCUGAAGAUAGAAGUCACUAAUCGGAACAUUGACCCUCAAUUUCUGACCUUUGGCCCCUUCAGUGACACGACAGCUGUAAAGGUCAUUGUGGAAGAUGUAAAUGAACCGCCGGUCUUCUCAAACAUGGUCAGCAAGAUGGUAGUGUCUGAGGCAGCGAGAGUGGGUACUGUCAUUGGUUCAGUAUCCGCCUGUGACCCAGACUCCUCCAGCAGUACUAUCAGGUACUCCAUAGACCGUAACACAGACCUGGAGCGGUUCUUCAAUGUAGAUUCUGUGUCUGGUGUGAUCAGUACAGCAAAACCUCUGGACAGAGAAGUCAAUUCAGUGCACAAUAUCACCAUCUUUGCCAUCGAGAACCAGGACCCAUCUCAGGUUGGCAGAGGAAUCACUCUGAUCACAGUCAUGGACAUUAAUGACAAUGCACCAGUGUUUGCUAUUGAGUACGAGACACUGCUGUGUGAGAAUACAGCUCCUGGACAGGUGAUCCAGACCAUCAGUGCAGUGGAUAAGGAUGAGCAGCCCAGUGGUCAUCGAUUCUACUUCUCUCUCGCUCUCUCUGCCACCAACAACUUCACCAUCAGAGAUAACAGAGAUAAUACUGCAUCAGUGUUGACUAAGCGUGCUGGUUUCCGGCGGCGUGAGCAGUCUCUGUAUCUGUUGCCUGUGCUGAUCGUGGAUGGCGGCAGUCCAGCUUUGAGCAGCACUAACACACUUUCUGUGCAUGUGUGUGACUGUAACAGUGAUGGCGUACCUCAAGCCUGCGGCGCUGUGGCGUUCUCUCUCUCCGCUGGUCUCAGCACCAGUGCUCUACUCACUAUACUGAGCUGCAUCCUCACUCUACUGGUUCUGAUGCUGCUGAUGGUGUCGAUGCUUCACAGACGGAAGGUUCCUCUGUUCCUCGAGGAUGAGCAAGAUGUGCGCGAGAAUAUUGUUCGGUACGAUGAUGAAGGGGGAGGGGAGGAAGAUACAGAAGCUUUCGAUAUGGUUGCCUUGCGCAACCUCAAUGUAAUUCGUGACUCGACAGCCCGCUGUGAUGUCACUCCAGAAACGCCCUCUUUCUACACGUACCCAGCUUUGUCUACAUCCAGGACAUCUUACAAAAUACUUCCUGACAACGUAGUUUUUCGAGAGUUUAUCUGGGACAGGCUGAAAGCAGCAGAUGUGGACCCCUCAGCACCACCGUACGAUUCCCUACAGAUGUAUACGUUUGAGGGAAGUGGCUCAGCGGCAGAGUCUCUAAGCUCGGUGGAAUCAUUAAGCUCAGAUUCAGAGCAGAGUUACGACUACCUCAGCAAUUGGGGGCCGCACUUCAAAAAACUGGCUGACCUGUAUGGAAAUCUUGAAGGAAGCAAGAGCGAUGUUGCUAUGGCUCUGAGAUGGUAUGGGGAUGCUGCUGAUCAGUCAGUGACCUUGCCUCCUCUCAGCAUCAGUGCUCUCAAUUUAGCUGGUUUGAAGCUCAUUCUUGCCCAUGAGAUGAGCCUCUCGAGCCCCUGCAAGAUCCACCUCGCACCUGGUACAGAUGUUGCAGUCACUGUAAGGUCAUCCAUGAAUGCUCUAAUAGGGGGCUGCCGCACCCCUGAUUUAGACAAGGGGCCCCUGCAGUCCACCUCUACAAAUAAUUUGAAUUUGCAUGAACCCAGACUGCGUGUUUAUUGGAAAUAG